This is a messenger RNA of Notodromas monacha, 282 nucleotides long. NCBI's taxonomy places the organism in Eukaryota, Metazoa, Arthropoda, Ostracoda, Podocopida, Cyprididae. The record is from the annotation of a GenBank genome assembly.
AUGCAUCCCAUGAUCCUUUGGGCUGCAUUUUCGUGGCUGAAAUCUCUUGAUCGCCGCAAACCGAGUUCCGGUUCUUGCGGCGGCGAAUUUUCAUCAAACAAUCUGAGCGUUUCAACAAAGCCCGUACUUUUCCCGACGCUGGGGCUAGAUUAUCAGUUUGCUGUGAUUUUCCAACAACUGAGAAAUUCCGAGCGCAUUCCGAAACAAUCAAUCCGGUCUCUGCUGUCGAGUGGACGAGGGCGUGACGACGAGGAAGUGGAAAGUGAUACAGAAAAGAAAUAA